Cylicocyclus nassatus is the source of this 763-nucleotide messenger RNA. NCBI's taxonomy places the organism in Eukaryota, Metazoa, Nematoda, Chromadorea, Rhabditida, Strongylidae. The record is from the annotation of a GenBank genome assembly.
AUGUCUCCUUUAGUUUAUUUUGAACAUCUCCUAGAGGAGGUUGGUCUCAUCAGAAGUGUUAUUAGAUGUAUCUUUCAUUCAGAAGUAAUCAAAGCAACAAAAAGUGAUUGUGCAACUAGCUGUUUUUCGAAGCUUUCAAAAUCUCGUUUAGAAUAUCCUUGGCUUUCCUCGUACAAGAUGUCGCGUACAAAUUCACUUUGGACAGCUGCGGCCAUUCUGCUUUCUUAUCAAGCGAGGGAUGUGUCAGGCAACAAGAAAUUUGAAAUACCAACUAUACUCAAGGGACCAAUUAAAGAAGUAUUCACUAUUUAUAAUGCGUUAGACUCCCUAACUCAAAAUCAUAUUGCUCUGGCAGCUAUGCAGUUUGGCAGGGAACACGACAAAGUCAAGUACUACGACUUUAUCGUCAGAAAUAACAAUGGAUUGUUUAAUGUUAUGGAUAAGUACGUGAUGGAAUACUGUGAAAGAGUGAAUAGAUUGUACAGCGCCAAAGCGCGGCAAUAUGCCAUGCUUAUGACAGUUAUUCUUGAGUGUGGAUUUCACCUUACUUUCGAAAAGAAGAGUUUGGAUCAUAUCAAGCCUAUGGUCUUAGAAUGGGCAAAAAAGUAUAAGAAACUUGAUGCAUGGGCUCAGAAAAGUUUUAAGGAUGAAUUUGGCUACCUUGAAAAAGAGUUGCGAAAAAUAUCAAAGUUUUCCUGAAUGCCAGCUGUAAUCCUGCAUUGAGAAGAACUCCGCAUCUGCAAUGAUAUCUUUAUUUUCAACC